UCUUCCGCUGUCUGCCUGAGAGGAAUAUAGAGCACUCACACUCCAUUAUUUGCCGCCGACACACCAAAGCCAGGAAGUCACGAAGCAUGGCCUCGGCCGCGCCAGUGCAGAGCAAGAAGCUGCAGAUCCUCUUCAUCCCCUUCUUCGCCACCAGCCACAUCGGCCCACACGCCGACUUCGCCGUCCGCCUCGCCGCGGCCAGGCCAGACGCCGUCGAGCCCACAAUCGCCGUCACCCCGGCCAAUCUCCCGGUCGCCCGAUCCGCGCUCGAGCGGCACGGCCCCAUCGGAAGCAGCGCCGUCAAGAUCGCCGCCUACCCGUUCCCGGACGUGGACGGCCUCCCGCCGGGCGUCGAGAACCUGUCCGCUGCCGCCGGCAGCGGCGACGCGUGGCGCGUCGACGCCGCGGCCAUCGACGAGGCGCUGACGCGGCCCGCGCAGGAGGCGCUCAUCAGGGCGCGGUCGCCCGAUGUCGUAAUCUCAGAUUUCCACUUCUUCUGGAACUCCACCAUCGCCCAAGAACUCGGCGUGCCGUGCGUCACGUUCAGCGUCGUCGGCUCCUUCUCGAUGCUCGCCAUGCGGCACCUCAGCAGCGGCAUAGUGGAAAGCAGCGGCUCCGAUGGCCAGGACCUGGAGGUGACCGUUCCUGGGUUUCCAGGCCCUGGGAUACGGAUCCCGAGGACAGAGCUGCCGGAGUUCUUGAGGUGCCAACAGAAGCACGACCGAUCCAACCCGCGCUUGGCGGCCUCGGCGCGAGUACCAAGCUGCUUCGGCCUCGCCGUCAACACUUUCUUGGACCUGGAGCAGCCGUACUGUGAGUUCUUCGCGCGCCAGGGAUACGUGAGGCGCGCCUACUUCCUAGGCCCGUUGUUUCUACCGUUACCGCAGGCCGGAGCAAACACCGGCGAGUCACCACCAUGCAUCCGUUGGCUGGGCUCCAUGCCGAGUUGUUCUGUGCUGUACGUGUGCUUUGGCACUUACGCUUCCAUCUCCAGAACCCAACUUCAGGAGCUGGCUCUUGGGCUGGAGAACUCCGGCAAGCCGUUCUUGUGGGUACUGAGGGCCGACGGAUGGGCGCCGCCGGAGGGGUGGGAGGCGCGGGUCAAAAACAAAGGAAUGCUCGUCAGAGAAUGGGCCCCGCAGACUGCGAUCCUGUCCCAUCCGGCUGUCGGGGCGUUCCUGACGCACUGUGGGUGGAGCUCGACGCUGGAGGCGGCGGCGGCAGGCGUGCCGAUGCUGACAUGGCCACUAGUGUUCGACCAGUUCAUCGGGGAGAGGCUGGUCACGGACGUUCUCAGGAUAGGCGAGAGGGUGUGGGACGGGCCACGGAGCACGAGGUACGAGGAGAAGGAGACUGUCCCGGCGGAGGCGGUAGCGCGUGCCGUGGCGGGGUUCUUGGAGCCCGGAGGAACAGGGGAGGCUGCAAGGGGCAGAGCACGGGAGCUCGCCGUGAAGGCUCGGGCAGCAGUGGUAGAAGGCGGAUCAUCGUACCGCGAUCUGCGCCGUCUGAUCGAUGAUCUUGUAGAAGCAAGGGCGGCCAACGGUGGCGCAGCCGCGACAUCGUACCCAUGAACAUCGGUGGCAGAAGCUGUGCCGGUGCCAGCGCGAUCAUGCCUUGAGUUUAAUCCUGAGUAAUUACAUUGGCCAUCAUGAAGUUAUGCUGUAGAAGUUCAGUUCAUUUUUUUUUUGUGUGUGUGAAACCUGAGUGUCAAUUUGAUGCUUUUGACAACUGCUGGUUUGGAUCUGAUAAUCGAAUAUUGGUACAAUAACCGUCAGGAUGCAUAGUUCGUCGAUCAUAGGUACCAUCUUACUUGAAUAUGGGACAGAAGUGUCUGUCGAUAUGGAACGGAUGGAUAGUUGCUAUUGGCAGUCCUGCCUGUUGGUGAUUUAUUUUCGGAAACAGAAUUAGUGGCAAUUAUGCAUAUCAUCUUUGCAACAUGUUUCUUAGUGACUA
Messenger RNA from Brachypodium distachyon (stiff brome), 1953 nucleotides. Its product is annotated as scopoletin glucosyltransferase. Bases 87 to 1571 code for a protein of 494 amino acids. Gene Ontology annotation, molecular function: UDP-glycosyltransferase activity. The transcript has a single exon. The record is from RefSeq and is a predicted model, not a curated record. Lineage: Eukaryota; Viridiplantae; Streptophyta; Magnoliopsida; Poales; Poaceae.